AUGGCAGCUCAACAAGCCCAUGCGAGUACUAGGGCUCUGCGAUCCGAGUUCUUGCAGCCUGGUCACAAAGAAGGUCUCCCAGACUUUCUAAGGAUAAUAGAGGAGUACGCCACUACAAGGAUAGAAAACUGCCCACAACCACCACCACACCGAAAAACCGCAGUGAGGUUUGCGCACGAGCUUUUUGCGCACGGUACUCUAUUUGAAGAUGAUUGACAAUCAGAAAUAGAAUCACAAACGGUUGCAUCCUCCCCAUCCUCCCACUUGGAUAGCCAAACUAGUAAAACUUUGGAUAGUCAAACUCUGCAGAUGCUAAAGACAAUAAAGAGUGAUUCACCUAGUCGUGCUCUCAAAGAAGACCAAGAAAUUUUUAUCAGGUGAACUCCUGCCAUCAGGCGUGUUUAUAGCGGCUCUUCAGAUGGCGAAUAGUGAGAAGUUGAACGGCGUAAACAUGGACUUUAGCCAAGCGUGCCUUCUUGCGAGGGACGACUUCGUGUUAGCGUAUUUCUAUUUCGUUAGAUUUCUCAUUGUUAUUCUUGCUUUCGCUGCUGAUGCGGAAGUGACCGUGACCACAGAUCUUGAUCCUUUAGAGAUUCUGCCUCCUUCCGCCUCACCCUUGUCGUUCCAAGAUUCCUAUUGAGUAGUAUUCUCUUCAACACCACCAAGUUCCUACUGAAUAGCAUUCCUUAGUCCUCCUAUACGAGGAUAUUCGUUCAUAACAUCCCUACCUGGUCCAGGUGGAAGCCCCUCUUGCCAAAGCUGAGAAUGCUGAUAGCGAAAGAAGCACAAGAAAUACCAGAGCAUCUCAUAAGAACCUUCAUCAGCACGUGGUUCACGUGGGAAGGGAUAUGGCUCAACGAUAAGGAGUACAACUUCAUACAGAUUUUGAUUUUGAUUCGGAUUGUCGAAGAUUUAGGGAACAGGUACAACGUAGCUGGACGAUGAAGGGGUCUUGGUCUUCCAAACAAAAAGUACAACUAAGUAGAUGUUGAAAGAGUCUUGUUGGGCAAACUUCUUCACCUCCAGCACAACUGAGAACACCAACACAACAACAGGGACCACGCAGUGGAGGCCUUGCAGCCAUUAGCGAAAACAAUUCUUAGCCUUUCGCCAUUUUUGGAGUCUAGGAAAAAGGAGAGGCUUCAUCCAUAUCCCAGAGUACUAGCGCAGAGGGUACUAUUGUCAGUCUAUUGUUUUGUUCUUCGAUGAUGCUUUGAUGUAGUGGUGAUUAAGAAAGAAGUAGUAUCAAUAUAUAUUAUCAUGUUGUUCUUCGAUGAUGCUUUGAUGUAGUGGUGAUUAAGAAAGAACAAGCAGUAUCAAUAUUAUCAUGUUGGUCUCUAUGUCAUAUAUGAACCGCAAGUCUCUACAACUUGAUCUAAAUUUCCAACUUCAGCAAAUAUCAUAUCGAGCACUGAUCGGGUUUAUACAGAGCCUGUCAGCUCUAUCAACGCAGUGUCUUUCUAGUCUUAGCAGAGAACCUGCACCAGAUCCGCGAUUGUUUCUUCUCAUGGACUAUCUUCUGCAAAAAUCGGGGCAGGCCGCAGCAGAUGGGUAUCAUGUCUUGUUUUAAUAGAACUACUUGUUCGAGAUCUUAGUUAUUUUUCAAUAGCUGCUGCCGUUGUGCAUACAGGCAGUAGGUAUCCUCCAUGAUGAUGAUGAUGAUGAUGAUGAUGUGUUGCUUCAAGCCUGUGAAUUGUCCUAAACGUAAACGGGAGCAUGAAAUAUUCGACCUUUUCUCAGGACCUUCUGCGUAGAAGGAAUGUCGGAGACGCCAGACAUAUAUUUCGUCGACGACGGGAACAAUAUCAAGCUUUCGGCUUAUGCUUUUCGGUUCGAGGGUCAGAAGGGAGUGGUAGUUCUUCUUCUACUGUAACUUCUACUUGAUCAUCAUCUCUACUCGUACUCAGUCUCAAAAACGUUUUAAGGUUUGGAAAUUUGAGUUGUUAGGCUCAAAAACGUUUUAAGCACUUAUGCCAGUACCAACAACAUGCACAUGUGUUACAACAUCUAAUGAUCCGUUCGUCCUUUUACUUUCUUUUUUUCAUUAUUAAUUGUUGAUAGUUACCCUUUUCUCUUUUAUAUCUUCCUCUGGUCUGUCUUUUUUCUAGUUAGGUCGGCUCCACCACAAUUCUUACGUUACUUUUCCUGGUAAUAUUGCCUCGUCAUAUUUCGUCCCGAACUCACAGGUCGCCCGCUCCACCGAACUUCUAAGCGCCUUCGAGGAUGUGAAGACAACACUCUUAGCCGUCCAAGCGGGCGAUUUGAUGAAGUUGAAUCCAGCAUUAGACCAGCACCCCACUCUGACGGAGACCAUGCUGCAUUUCGAAAAGACGUUUAAAAAAUGCAAACGUUUGUUUUUGGAGCCAGAUAAUUUGAUUUAGGUUUCUUGUUCUUAGGUGGUGCGGGAAAUGACUAGAACUAGUACAACGAGGAUUUUAUCAUGGUAUGAGGAGCACCAUCAAGGGUACUACAUGGAAUGAAACGAGCACGAGUUCAAUUAGCACUACAAGCACUUACCGAUUUCGAUGAGAUAACGAGCACAAGCACAGGUCUAACUCAAUGACGAGCACGUUGUGAUCGGUUUUUUAGCAUUAGCACACGCAGAAGCAAGUUCAUUAGGAUUUUGACUAUCACGAUAAGAUACAAGGAAAUUAAAAUAAAGUUUUUAGCAUUAGCAUUAGCCAGACAUCAAUAUGAGAGUUGUUGCAAUAGUUGUCGACUUAUAGCACGAACAAACAGCAUGUCGCACCUCCAGUUCGCCAAACUGGGUGCAUGCCAUGGCGACUGGUGAGAUUCAUCGCGCCUGCUACGAAGUGUCAGAGAUGAAAAGCAGAUGGACAAAUAGAACACCAACAAGACGAAAAAGUCAAAACAUCCCAUUCAAGACACAAGAAAGGCAUUGUGGCCUCCCUCUACUAGUUCUGCUGGUAAAGACAAAUUAGAUCUCGAUUUGGUUGUUGAUAGCCGAGCAAGAUCAGUAAAAAGAAGAUCUUCCAGAUGUGAUCCUGAAUCCUGUCGUUCCAGAGUAGAUCCUGUUCAUUUGAAAAAGCAACUGAUCUUCUUCGUUCCCUUCAUUUGCGAGUCUCUAGUUGUAG
Amoebophrya sp. A25 is the source of this 3095-nucleotide messenger RNA. The record is from the annotation of a GenBank genome assembly. Lineage: Eukaryota; Dinophyceae; Syndiniales; Amoebophryaceae.